Messenger RNA from Adineta steineri, 1854 nucleotides. The record is from the annotation of a GenBank genome assembly. NCBI's taxonomy places the organism in Eukaryota, Metazoa, Rotifera, Eurotatoria, Adinetida, Adinetidae.
AUGAAAAAAUAUCUUCUAAUCAGUUUAUUAUUAUUGAAUAUUGUAACUUAUUCUUUGGCAACUCUUGUCGAUGGAAUUGUUACAUUAAGUUGGUCACCAAAUGAACCUACACCAUUAAUUGAUCGAUUUUUAUCAAAUAAUACUCAAAUUCAAUUACAAAUUCUUUGUCAUGAAUCAACAACAAAUGUUAGCGUAGUUUUAGAUCAAGUUAAAAAGAAAUCAUAUAAAUUUAAUAAAGCACCUAAAGAUGUAACUAUUAAAAUUCGUGGUCGAAUUGGUCGUGUUGUUGGAUGUUUACCAUUACAAUCGGAUACAUUAAUGAAUAUAGCUCAGGAAGAUAAAAAUGCUCAAAAAAGUCUUUCACAAGCAUAUUAUGAUCAAAUAUGGAAUGAAAUGGAACAAAGAACAUUUACAGCUUCACAAUCAGAUUGUGAUUAUUCUGGUGCACAUUUAUAUAUUGAAGAAUAUUCGGAUAUUAAAAAACCGAAAAUAUCAAAAGAAGAAGCGAUUAAAACACGAGAAAAACAACUUCAAAGUAGUACAAAUAAUAAAAAAGUACGUCGUGCAACUGAAGAAAAAUCUUCACCAUUGGUGAAUGGUUUACGUUCAAGUACAGGAACAGUACUUACAUGGGGUGAUGGUUAUUAUCUUAUUGAAAUUUAUCAACCAGAAAUCUUAGGUACAAAUAAUCCAGUAUUUAAUGUUGAUCUUGUUGUAUCAAUGAAAAAUCAUCGUGGAACUUAUAUUACAGCUGAUGAACGUCCAUCAUUAAUUUUUUAUGGAUUUAUGUGUGCUAUUUAUGCAUUAUUUGCUAUUUUAUGGUUUGUCUGGUGUGCUUUAUAUUGGAAAGAAUUACUUAAAAUACAAUUUUGGAUUGGCGGGGUUAUUCUUAUUGGUAUGAUUGAAAAAUCAGCAUUUUUAGCUGAAUAUGAUACAUUAAAUAGAAAUGGAUAUAAAGUUCAUUAUGCAAUUGUAGCAGCCGAAGUUCUUUCAUGUUUAAAACGUGCUGUAUCACGUAUGCUUGUUGUUAUUGUAGCACUUGGUUAUGGAAUCGUUAAACCACGUUUAGGAUCAUUAAAACAAAAGGUUUUAGCUAUGGGUUUAUUAUAUUUUACAAUCGCAUCAACUGAAGCUAUUCUUCGAAUAAAUACAAAACAUGAUGAAAUAAAUAAUAAAGUCUUAAUUUCACGUAUUCCAUUAGCUAUUGUUGAUGCGAUUUUUUAUUAUUGGAUAUUUACUGGUUUAGUUGCAACAACCCGACAAUUACGUUUAAAAAAAAAUUUACUUAAAUUAAAUGUUUAUCGACAUUUUACAAAUGCGGUUUUAUUUGCUAUUAUCGCAAGUUUAUUAUUUAUGGUUUGGUCUUUAAAAUCACAUUUUUUUACAACAUGUAUUACUAAUUGGAGAGAAUUUUGGGUUGAUGAUGCAUUUUGGCAUAUAUUAUUUUCAAUAAUUCUUCUUGUCAUUAUGUUUUUAUUCCGUCCAUCAAAUAAUAAUCAACGUUAUGCAUUUGUUCCAUUACUAGAUCAAUCGGAUAAUGAUGAUGAUGAAUUCGGCGACGGUGAUGAAGAAAAAGGCGACUCGGCAAUGUUUGAUUCAUUAACAAUGCGUAAAGCAUCAAGCAUAGAAAGUGGUGGAUCAAAGACUAAAAAACAACAACAAGCAUUUUUAAAUCGUGAAGCAAAUGUUUCCGGUAGUGGAGCUGGAGGUUCAAAUGGUAAUGGUGUUGUUGAAGAUGCAUUAACAUGGGUAGAAGAUAAUAUUCCAACAUCAAUUGCUGAUCAGGCAUUACAAGCAUUAGAUAGUGAAGAUGAAAUUGUUAAUACAAAAUUAGAAAGAUCAAAAAUGCAAUAA